Messenger RNA from Oncorhynchus gorbuscha (pink salmon), 2341 nucleotides. RefSeq names its product opsin-5-like. The transcript is spliced from 3 exons. Gene Ontology annotation, biological process: G protein-coupled receptor signaling pathway. Gene Ontology annotation, cellular component: membrane. Lineage: Eukaryota; Metazoa; Chordata; Actinopteri; Salmoniformes; Salmonidae. The record is from RefSeq and is a predicted model, not a curated record. Gene Ontology annotation, molecular function: G protein-coupled receptor activity. The coding region runs from base 660 to 1541 and encodes 293 amino acids.
AUAUAUUUUGGUUUGUGUGACACUUUUUGGGUUACUACAUGAUUUCAUAUGUGUUAUUUUAUAGUUUUGAUAUCUUCACUAAACAGGUGCAACUAAUCACACAACUAAAUUAAAUGAAAAGGAGAUCGGUGGCAGCUAGUAGGCCUCGAGGGCGACCCGAAGGGUGAGGCGCAGGGCGAUCCGGGUGGAGGUGGUGGAAGUCCCUCAAGAGGGAAGGAUCUAAAAUGUCCCCCACCCCCGGUACCCAGCACCUCUCCUCCAGACCAUACCCCUCCCAGUCCACGAGGUACUGCAGGCCCCUCACCUGGCGUCUCGAGUCCAGAAUAGCUUGUACCGUGUACGCCGGGGACCCCUCAAUGUCCAGAGGGGGCGGAGGGACCUCUGGCACCUCACCUUCUUGUAGGGGACCAGCUACCACCGGCCUGAGGAGAGACACAUGGAACGAGGGGUUAAUGCGAUAGUAAGAGGGAAGUUGCAAUCUAUAACACACCUCAUUUAUCCUCCUCCUUAUCCUCCCUUAUUGCUCUCUUUCUCUCUCUCAUCCAGCGGUGCUCUCAGUGCUGGGUAAUGCUGCGGUCCUGCUGACCUCAGCACUGCGGCCGACUCACCUCAAGGCCCCGGAGCUCCUGACAGUCAACCUGGCUGUGACGGACAUCGGCAUGGCUCUCAGCAUGUACCCCCUAUCCAUUGCCUCGCUCUUCAACCACGCCUGGAUUGGAGGGAAUUCCUCCUGCCUCUACUAUGGCCUGAUGGGGAUGAUCUUCGGCACGGCCAGCAUCAUGACCCUGGCUGUCAUGGGUUUGGUACGAUACCUGGUGACAGGAAACCCACCUAAAACAGGCAACAAGUUCCAGCGUCGGACCAUCACCAUGGUGAUCAGUGUGAUCUGGCUGUACUCUGGACUGUGGGCUGUGUUCCCUCUACUGGGAUGGGGUGGCUACGGACCGGAGCCCUUCGGGGUGGCCUGCUCCGUGGACUGGGCCAGUUACCAAGACUCCCUGAACCGUUCCACCUUCAUCAUGUCUCUGUCUAUCCUCUGCACCUUCAUCCCCUGCCUCGUCAUCCUCUUCUCCUAUUUCGGCAUAGCCUGGAAACUCCACAAGGCCUACCAGGCCAUCCAAAGCAGCGACUUCCACUACGGACACAUCGAGAGGAAGGUCACUCUGAUGGCGGUGUUGAUCAGCUCUGGGUUCAUCGUAGCCUGGUCUCCCUACGUGGUGCUCAGCUUUUGGAGUAUGUUCCACAACAAGGGGAAGGACAGCCUGGCCCCCGUGGUCUCCCUGCUGCCCUGCCUGUUCGCUAAAGGUUCCACGGCCUACAACCCUUUCAUCUACUACAUCUUCAGACGCUCCUUUAGACGCCAGCUGCGCCAGCUCCAGGUCCUGAUCUGCUGCUCUGCCCAACCAGACUCACCUUCGUGUAGGGAGACAGGAGAGGGCAGGCAGAGUGUAAGGUCUGACCUACUACAGAGCUUUCCGGAUGAUAAGAAUAGAGCUCCCUUGGUGGGGAAGUUGGGAACUGCGGUGCUGGAAAGAGUCUGAGAAAGAGCUGACAAGCUCCUGUUAAAAAAGUAUCGGAACACGGCCUGUUUGAACAUUGGUCCGUACUCAUCAAAGGGUUAAGACUGUGUGUGUGCGUGUGCGUUAAAGGGUCACAAAUGGAUGGGGUGCGAGUUAAUCAACUGUGUUUCUUCACUGUCAUUCUAGCACACACUACUAGGUCAUAGCCUCGUCCUCGCCACGUCACUUACAAAGUAACACUUUACUUGAAGUCAACAGACAAAAUGUAUUAUGAUGCAGUCAUAAGACACAUCACAUAUUAUAAUCAUUGUAAUAAGGUUUUAUAAGGGCUCAUACAUGUUUAUAAAAAAGUUGUAAAGCAUUGUGUUUUUUGGCUUGAAGUUAAAGGAAUAUCAUGUAGAAUGAAGCCCCCUAAAGGAAGCUGGGUGAAUCGCAACAACAUUUGCACUGCUACAACACUUGCAAUUCUACUUGCGAUGUAGAAUUUUAGCAUCCAGGAAAUAGCAAGUCAAUUUCUUAUAGCAAGUCAAUUUCUGAGUCUCUUUUACUUUCAGUUUUGCACACCAUUUCUGCCAUUGUUCAUCGUGCUUGUGAGGAGUUAACCAUGCCUCUGUGUGACGCUGAUGGAAGAGAGGGAGGGUCCUGCCUUCCAAUUUGACAACAAGAGACAGAAUAGCUUUUGUUGUCAAAUAGGAGGACUGCACCAUCAUCAUGUAACUUUGUGUGGGCCCCAAUUGAUUCAUUUUUGAACAAAUAUUGUGAAACAUUAUACUAUUACCGCAGAUAUAUUAAGGACAUUUUCUGAAAUUAAAAUGCAAAAA